Molecule: messenger RNA, 4526 nt
Organism: Tachysurus vachellii
Lineage: Eukaryota; Metazoa; Chordata; Actinopteri; Siluriformes; Bagridae
Gene: pdxp
Product: pyridoxal (pyridoxine, vitamin B6) phosphatase
Exons: 2
Coding region: 211-1119 (302 amino acids)
Cellular component (GO): cytoplasm
Molecular function (GO): phosphatase activity
Source: RefSeq, a predicted model, not a curated record
GACUCUGUACCGCAGAAGAAAUGGAGAUAAUUUUGUGAACCUCGGACCUAAUUAGAAUUAGAUGUGAAGGUGUUUAUUUCCCGGUUAAAUUUUUUUACCCCCUCCCCCCGGUUGCUUGUGACGGCGACGGCAUUCAGACGGGUGACGCAAUCGGUUUGGCCCGCAAUCAUAGGAUCGCACGCGAUCUCGUUACCGCAAGCAUCGAUCAGGAUGGCAGGCUGUCAGAAAAUCUGCGGCGCUCAACUGCACGAGCUGCUCGAGUCCAAACACAAUGUGCUGUUCGACUGCGACGGUGUGAUCUGGAACGGAGAGACGGCGAUGGCGGGCGCUCCCGAGGUGGUGCGCGCGCUGAAGCAGCGCGGAAAGCGUGUGUUCUUCGUCACCAACAACUGCACCAGGCCGAGGCAGAGCUACGUGCAGAAGUUCGCGCGGCUCGGGUUCGCCGAUGUGGACGAGAACGAGAUCUUUAGCUCAGCGUACUGUUCGGCUGCGUACCUGCGCGACGUCGUCUCCUUCACCGGAAAGGUGUUUGCCAUCGGAUGCCCCGGCGUGCACACCGAGCUGCGGGAUGCCGGGAUCACCGUGAUUGAGGACGAAGAAGACGCACCGGACGUCAACAUCUCUAACUGCGCACUGGACCCGGACGUGCGCGCAGUGCUUGUGGGCUACGACGAGAAAUUCAGCUUCAUGAAGCUGGCCAAAGCCUGCUGUUACCUGCAAGACUCUGAGUGUUUGUUUUUGGCCACUGACCCUGACCCUUGGCAUCCUCUGCGUGGAGGAAGAAUCACACCAGGUUCUGGGAGUCUCACUGCGGCUUUGGAAACCGCCAGCCGCAGAAAGGCCACAGUGAUCGGCAAACCGAGCCGUUUCAUGUUCGAGUGCAUCGCGAGUCAGUUUGAUUUAGACCCAGAGAGCUCUUUGAUGGUGGGUGACCGCUUAGAGACUGACAUCGUUUUUGGUGUUAACUGUGGCCUUUCUACUGUGCUCACACUAACGGGCGUCUCAACCUUCGAGCAAGCGCAGGUUUACAAGGACAGUGAUGAGCCUGAGAAGAAGGACUUUGUGCCUGAUUAUGUGGUGGAGAGCAUCGCAGAUUUCUUGGAGGCUUUGGAGGAGUAGGAAAGAAAGGACAGGAGUGCUUCUGAACUCCGUAAUAAACCCCAGAGUGCACAGCUUUUGCCUGGUACCCAAAACAGUUAUUACUGUAUGUUCAGUGCUGUUGUUCAUGGUGUACAAUUAUACGUACGUGUCAUCAUAGCUGGAGUUCUCAGUUUAUCAUCGCUGUAUUUGAUGACAUGGGGGCCAUGUGGUUAAAGUACUUGAAUGAAUAAUGAGCACAUUUUGAAAGGAGUAGCUUAGCCAAACAAAAAGGCAAAAAAAAUGUUUCCUUACCCCAGAUGUUGUUGAUCAUGAUUAAUGUUUCCUGGAGUUUGCUUCUUUAUUUUGUGAGGAAAAUGAAACCAUGAAAUAAGAGAAGCUUAGUCCGGACUUGAUUUUUUUUUCAACUGCUUAUAUCACUAGCAGAUAUAAAAUUUAGAUAUUUUCAAUUCUAUGCAUAUACAUGUAAAGGAAGUGGUUACAUAGAAAUGAGGGGUGUUUGAUUAUACUGCCACUUCUACAGUCUAGGAUUAAACCACACCUGUUGACUACACAACUUGAAAAAUUCUGGUUGGUUACAUCCAAAUGGAAUUAUAUCAGAUCUAAUAGCAAUAUUAAAAGCACGAGGUUUUUUUUUAGACCUGCCAGCUCCUGAAGAUUAAUAAUGAGAAUAAUUUAAUCAAAGCCCAAAACCUGUAGCAGAAGAUGUUCAGUCUUUGGAUCAUUGAUAAAACAAGUCCAUUCAUAAAAUUGCCUGUCCUUUAGAAACUGAUAUUUUUAGAUGACUGACUUUUUCUCACCAAAUUUCUGCUGUUUGAUUAAUAUUUGUGUCCAACCUUGGAUUUGGCGACUUUCGUCUGAAAUGUCUCUGUCAAAGAUCAAAUAUCCUUAACAAGUAACUAUUCAACUAUUAACUAAACUAAAAGUCAAACAUACUUCGUUGGAUUUUAUUUCAUGUUAACAAAACGAGGAAAAAAGAGGAACAAGAGAAGACAUUGAAGAUUGGCAGGUUUGUUAUUUGUUAUUUGUUACUGGAACAUAAAUACUAAUAAAUAUGCUUCAACUUUGACAUGAUCUGGCAACCCUUGUUAGAUAUGCACACUUUUAAUUUAUAAAGCGGUGGUGUUUUGAAAGUUAAGUCGACACUACAGUAUCUAUAGACAGUGUCACUAAAGAACAUUUAUGAACUGAACUGACUGGACUGCAUUUUUGUUAGUCUUUUACGUUCGUAGGAAACCAACUACCUCAUACAAAUACCUAUGACUUUUCCUGCUGUGUGUUUCAACCCCUCAAAUUCUUGAUUAUUAAGUAUUGUGCAAAUUAUUUGUAAAGAAUUUCUGAGCCAAACAAUGGGUCGGUAAUGACGUAUGUCCAGGUUAAAAAAGAAAGAAAGAAAUAAUCAAAUCAGCUAGAAUCCUCCAUGAGCCACUUUGUGAUUAAAAAAAAGAUUCUGCUACUUGAUAUUUAUUUAUUUGUUUGUUUGUUUGUUUGUUUGUAGAUUUUUCUUUUAAAAAGCAGGCUGAUCGGCUCCAUCUGGGUUUGCGGAAAAGUUUUAGUUUUAUCUAAACUAUCCCUUUCAGUGUUUUCUAGACAUUCUGCAGACAGUCAUGCAAAAGCGCAUCACCCCUGCUGUAAUUAUCCGAAAGCAUGACAAAAGUAAUUCCAUUUAAUGAAGAAACUCUUUUGGGCGAUGAUGAAACGGCAUGCCAUACACGCCCAAAGAAAAAAGGAAAUAUCUUUUUGAUAAUAACUUACCAAUUGUGUACGAUAUACCUGGAAUUUUCCUGUGAAAUCUAUAAAAAAUGACUGAAAUGUUGAGAGUUGGAGAAUGUACUGUAGCGAGACUGUUGUAUUGUACUAUAUUAUACCAAGACUGGUUGUGUGGUGAAAUCAUUUAAUCCAACGCUGACAUAAAAUUCUCCAUUCUGAUUGGUCAGUAGGUGUCGAAGGAUGGCUCCGAAAGUAGUUUCUACUGCAUUGCUGUUUCCGUAGUAACGACUACAUGAAAUCAUAAUACAGGCCUGUAGUUUGUAUUGUGAAGCGCCAUAUAUGGUAUUUGAUGAUAUGGUAACAUUUUCCUUAAGGAGAUGCUUGAUUUAGCAAUUUUGUAAGGAGUCUCCAGUGUCAGUGCUAUGUAAUGGUCAGAAGUAAAGUUUUGUAGUCUGGCAUAAUCUACCAUGACAACCUGCAUGUUUUUGUUUGUUUUUUGUUUUCGCUUAUUACAGGAUGCUGGUGACAGGAUGACAUUUUCUAGCUGCUAUAACGUAAGGAAUGACAGGAACUAAUUUGUUUUUAUAUUCGCUAAGUAUGAAAAUUUUUAGAUUGGCAAAUUGCAUAGGCAAAAGAAAAAUAAAACUCUACAGCAUGUGCUGUUAUCACCGUGUUAGUCACUUCAUCCUGUGGUGUUUUAUUCUUUACAUGAUAUCUAAAUAUGCUGUGUAGCAUCUCCGUAGCUUCAGUUGCGGACACAAAAUAAAACAGACUUUUUCUCAUUGUUCUACAUUUUUGUCAUACAAAAUGACUUACAGUAACCAGUCAAGUUCAAACCUAAACUGAUUGUCACUUAUGUUGUAUCCCGGGUUUUAUCCAGUGCUCAGUACAUGUUCUGUGUGUGUCUGGGGUUCUGCAGUGGUAGCAGCUGUGUUUUCAUGAGCUCUUGUGCCAGUUUAACCAACACGUAACAUGUAACUGGACUUGACAUUUCUCUCAGUGUUGAUUUCUAUUGUUGUAUUCACUUUUCUAGCAGCUCUUCCUGUGUGGUGUGGUGUUUGCCUCGUCGCAUUCGACAUGUUCUCUGAAAGUUAUUCUAGAGCCUUCUAAAGCUGCCGUUUGGAAUUUAAUAUUUAUUAGUGUAACUUAAGUGUUAACGUUCUCUCUCCCUCUCUUUUUUUUAUAUCAACUUACAUGUAAAUCUCAUUUCCUAUAGAUUUGUCAUUUUUUUAGAAUCAUAAUCUUACAGCUUUUCAUGAAAAGUGACCUUUGACAAAAUAGCCUCGUAUUUAAUUUUUAAAAAACUCUUACAUCCAAUUUGAUGAAAUGUUUUAUUUUCAUGUGAACCUACAUUAUAAACCUACUGAAUGUUUAGGUUUUGGCAUCAGUAAUGAGUGGAUGAAGUGGCUAUGAAAUACCUGUAUUGCUGUUUAUUAUAUUCUAAUAAUUAGUGAUCAGUGUUUGGUUCUUACCUGGACUUGUGUGACUAAUCUAGAGCUUGCGUGACUGUGUCCAAAUGUCUUUAGCUACACUUGGCAUUCUGUACCUGACUGAAUAUAAUUUUUUUAAAUAAAUAUAAAGUAAUGAAUUUAUUUAAUGCCAAACACUGCUGUGAGAAUAACGUAUACAUGCUGUGACCUGGUUUGGCAUUUCUGCUAGUACAUGUUUGUGGUGGUUAUAAUUGCCUUUCCUAAUAAAACAGUUCCCUCAUAUUGAAA